GGUGCCAAUCGCGACGGCGGCGGCGAGCGACGGCGCUGCCCUCGAUCGGCCGGUCGACAUACUACGGCCCCCACACACACACCACCACACACGCGCGCGCGCGCGCGUGACGGAGCGAACGAUUGGUCGGGCUGGCUGGUUGUACGUGAGUUUUCUCCGUUUCCUCCGCGUUCCCGUUUUCGAGACCAUUCGAGACAGGAGUAGGGGCGCGCUCGCCACUCCGUUCUGCUGACGUGCGCGCGCUCGCGUGCACACGCAUGCAUCGGCGCAGUCGUAUACGACUUUUCGUCGAUCUAGCGACGUUAUUUGCGAAUGCAAUCGAUGAUCGUCGACCUCGUCGCGGAUCUCGUCGCGAUAUUCCCGUGAAGAAAAAGGAAAUAUCGACAUCGAGCCAGCGAUAAAGACGAACAUCAAGCAAGACAACGGGAGUGGUGGAGAAGGAGAGGAAGAGAAGGAGGGGAAAGGGAGAGAGAAAGAUAGUCUGAGAGAGACCAUGCUCGACCAAUCACCGCUUUCUGUGGCUCCGUCGUCGAUGAGGCGGUCGUCGCGCAAUGUAACCUCAGUCGCUUACGUGGAAACAUGCCUGUCGGGCGACGUUGGUAGAAAAUCGAGCGAACGUAGCUUAUAAUAUAUACCAAGCGGACACGGAUAUUUAUUGUACGACUCCACGCGAAGAAACGCGCUAUUCUAUUGCUGUUCUUUCUCUUUCUCUCUCUGUCUCUGCGUGCUUACGUUCACAUUUACGAAUCGUUGGUGCCUUCGUGCGCGCGCGAGAGUAUCCAGUGAGCACAAAAAAGAAUCACGUUGUAAUUCGCGACGAGACAUGCACGCGAGGAAAGACAGAGAGUCACGUUGAUAUCGCUUAUUGUCAAGCAAAGAAGGACAGGGAGCGGAGUACGUGUUCUGCGUGCGAGAAGGAGAAAAAGAGAGGAGAGGCACGCCGAACCGUUCAGUUGGAGAAAGGAGCUGCUCCGUGAAAAUCUCGCGCUCCCCUCCGACACACUACACAAGGUGUUGAAGGCACGUCGCCGCGUGUGUUCGACCGAAUUUCGCGAUCCCGUGAGAGCGAGCGAGACCGACGUGGUGCGAAAGGAAGAGAGAGUGAGAGAGAAAGAGAGAGAGGAGAGGAAAAAAAGAGAGGUAGACGCGUAAGAGAUAUAUAGGCGCAAUCAAAGGCGAUAGACAAGGACAUCGCGGUAGCGAGGAGAAGGACACGGAACGGGCGUGGAAGGGAGAGCAGAAUAAGCGGCGAUCAAGUGGGAGAGAUACGGACUCCGUGGGAGCGAGACGGUAAGCAAGCGAGAGCGAGAGAGAGGGGUCGAGACGGAAUCGUCGGAGCGAGAGAAACGGAUAGCGACUCGGUGGAGAAAGCGUGACAGACAUAUUCCCAAUAGAACGAAAGAGGGGGUCGGGGGACUCACGGGAGUGUUUCCCAGGUGCGAGAGAGACGAAGACAACGAUCGCUUUGGAGAGGGAGCGAGGCGCAUUCAAGUUAGAGUGGGGAUAGAGGCGCAACCCGAGCAGUGCUGCCGUCUAUUGGCAACGUCGCGUCGACUCCCCACCCGGGCCUGUGUCGAGCGAGGUCCGACGAAGAGUUCUUACGACAGUGUGAUUUUCUCUCGUGUAGUCGCACAGUGUCUGCGAGGACAGUUUCGUUCUGAAUACGUUCAAGAUACAUUUUAUCCAUUUGUACUCUUUUUAAACGCACGUCAAGCGGAGAGAGGAGGAAAAAGAAAGAGAAAGAGAGAAAAGGGAGUCGAUUCCCCUCCCGAAAAGAAAAAAAAAACGUACAGUGACAGUUAUCUUUUUAUUCAACGUUUUCGUUAAAAUUCCAGUCCGUACAGACGCAGGCUACGAAUCUUUCCGUUCGCAAGAGAAUCGAGAGAGCCGUAACGUCUCGGUACGCGGCUCUCCCACCACCGUCAUCGAUUUCCCACGCGACGCGCUUACUCGCGCCGCACUGGUGAGGGAAUUCGCGAGGGUGAAGUAGGAUUCCUCGGCAAAGAGCAGACGAGACGUGGCAACGCCGCCCGUGGCAGCGGCGGCGGCGGCGGUGGUAACAGCGAGAACAGCGAGCAGCGGCGGCGGCAUCAGCAACGGGAACGGCCGACGCGAUUUACGGAGCAACGGCAGUAGGCGGCGCUGGUGCUGCGCCCCGACGGCCGUCGAUCGAAGCCCGCGUUAUCGCAAUGGCUUCCGUGAAAGACACAGCGACUUUCUUCGCGGAGGGCACCGCGACGCAGUUUGAACACGUUCUCAAACUUUAUCCGCAGGCGCUGCGCCUCAAGGCCGAUCACAAGUCGAAAAAACCCGAGGAGCUGAUCAAGCUAGACAAUUGGUAUCAGAAUGAGCUUCCGAAGAAGAUCAAGGCACGCGGCAAGGACGCGCAUCUCAAUCACGAGGAGCUGGUGCAGACGAUGAAAUGGAAGCAAAUACGCGGCAAAUUCUACCCACAGCUGUCCUACCUGGUGAAGGUGAACACACCGCGCGCCGUGAUGGCAGAAACAAAGAAGGCGUUCAAAAAGCUCCCAAAUCUCGAGCAAGCGAUCACGGCGCUAUCGAAUCUGAAGGGCGUCGGUACCACGAUGGCAUCGGCUCUGCUCGCCGCGGCGUCGCCGGAGAACGCGCCCUUCAUGGCGGACGAGUGCCUGAUGGCGAUACCAGAGAUUGAGGGUAUCGAUUACACCACUAAGGAAUACUUAAACUUUGUUCAGCACAUUCAGAACACCGUCGCGAGGCUGAACAAACAGGCGUCAAAUGGCAAAACAUGGAGCCCACAUAGAGUCGAACUGGCGUUGUGGACACAUUAUGUGGCGUCCGAGCUGAAGCCGGAACUGCUCGACGGCAUUCCGGGCUCGACAGAGAACGGCAACUCGCACAGUGCCAGCAACGGCGAGGCGACAGAGCCGUCGGAUGACAGUAAUCAAGAAACGGUGGCGAAUGGCAAAGACACGCCGGCGGCACUUGAUCCGGCGGCGAUCGAUGAGAACAGCACGACGACAUCUUUCACCGAGGAUUCGAUGGACAAACCGGCGACACCAAUCACCGCCAGCGAUCAUCCCGUUGUGGGCGCCAGCGAGGACACGAAUGAUUCCCUCAUUACCAACGACAGCAGUAACAACGCGACGCCACGACCUACCGAUAGCGAGGACACCGAAGAGGACUCGCAGGAUGCGCAGGAGCCGCCCACCAAGAAGAGCAAGAAGUGACCCGAUCGGCUCGGUGACGCGACGAGCAACAACGUCAGCACUUUCGUGCCCGCCAGAAGUCUGUCGAUUAUCGCGGCACCACGUCGUCGAUUCUGAAUCAUCAACGGAUGAUGGGACCGACGGACGUACGGACAACGGACGGACGGAUAGGUAGUAUAGAGAUGAAUGCACGGACGGACGGACGGACGCGGAUGGAUGGAUGAAUUACUCUAUUGCGCGAUUGCUUGGACGGCGGAGCACAACCGCUCACUUCAUCCUCUUACUGAAGAAGAGAGAAAAGGAGAGGAAAGAAGAGGAGGAUUCGCAUGACCCCGGAGAUUCGGAUGGAGAUUCUGGGAUCCUCGAAUCCUCGAGUUCUCUCACUUUGUUUUUCUCCUCUUCAAAUCCUUCCCGCAUCUUGCCCACAGUCUCGUUAUAUCUUGUUUCUUUACACUCCUCCCGUUCUGGUAACGAUUUUUACCAAGUGAUCGGACGAGUUCGUAUCCUCGUCUGACGACUGCUGGAUCCUCGCCGUUGUUGUUGUUCGGACAAUCUCGCGCGUUCACACAAUGUCAACAAGAGUUUUGCACCACCUUUUGAUUAUGGAUCUCCUGUAUAAAGUAUGUUGGAGCGGACGAGGAAACGUGAAAGUAUAUAUUCAGUGUUGUUAGAAAUAAAGGAUCUUUCACGAA
This is a messenger RNA of Atta colombica, 3880 nucleotides long. RefSeq lists its product as uncharacterized. The transcript has 4 exons. The coding region runs from base 2190 to 3209 and encodes 339 amino acids. NCBI's taxonomy places the organism in Eukaryota, Metazoa, Arthropoda, Insecta, Hymenoptera, Formicidae. The record is from RefSeq and is a predicted model, not a curated record.